AUGACUGAAUAUCAGACGCUGGGACACAUGGUGGAAGUUUUCGACGAACCAGACCAUUGCUAUUUUCUACCCCACCAUGCUGUAUACAAAGAAUCAAGUACUACUACAAAAAUACGUGUAGUAUUUGAUGCAUCAGCGAAAACAUCUACUGGUGUUUCCUUAAACGACGUUUUGGGAGUAGGUCCAACGGUACAAAAGGACCUGAUCACUAUCCUACUGCGAUUCUGCUGCUAUCCAGUUGUGCUAACAGCGGAUAUUCCAAAGAUGUACCGCCAGGUGCAAAUUCACGAAGACGAUCGGAAGUACCAACGAAUCCUUUGGCUGAAUUCCAAGAACGAAAUUGGAGUGUUUGAAUUAGCAACUAUAACGUACGGUUGUGCUAGCGCUCCCUAUCUGGCGACACGUGCUCUGAUGCAGUUGCUAGCGGAAAUUCUUCGACGUGGUGGAUUUGGCGUCCACAAAUUCUGCUCCAACAGUGAAAUCGUUCGGAACAACAUUCCGAUUGAACUGCAAGAAACGCAAGCCAAUUUUGAAGAUGCUGAUAUUAACAACGCGAUCAAGACGCUGGGUCUCAUCUGGAAUCAACACGAUGAUUACUUCCGAUUCAAUGUGGCUCCUCUCGACGGGCAGGUGCCUACAAAAACGAGUGUUCUUUCGGCAAUUGGUCGUCUUUUCGACCCAUGCGGCUACCUUGGUUCACUACCAGCGGAAAUUUUGACGAUGGAUAAAUGGUGGAAUUCAUCCUCCCUACUAUGGAAAAGGAAUACUGAUGAUGAUGAAGAGCGGGUCAAGCUGGAUGACAACGAGAUUCCUGAGCUCAAGCCAAAGGUCAUUAUGGCUACUGUGCAGAAACCAUCGAUUGACCUGACUAGAUUAAGCAGCUUUCCGCGGUUACAGCGAGCGUGGGCGUAUGUGGUAAGAUUCAUCAAAAACACCCGCACUAAGCAACGAGAUACUUCGGUGCUCACGGCGCGAGAAUUGGAUGGUGCUAUCCAUGCCAUAAUAAAAUUAGUGCAAAAACAAGCAUUCGACGAUUUGUAUCAUGCCCUGGAGAACAACGUGAAUAAGCGCAACAAAUAUAGUGGAUUAGCUCCAUUCAUCGAUACAGAAGGUGUAAUUAGAGUUGGUGGACGGCUAAAAUACUCAUCGAUUCCAUAUGACGGAAAGCAUCAGAUCCUGCUACCUGAGAAGCACCAUGUGACUGCUAUUCUUCUACGACAACUUCAUGAGGAUAAUUUCCACGUUGGGCAGCGAGGACUACUGUCAAUUGUUCGUGAACGAUAUUGGCCUGUGAACGCGAUGAUGCUUAUCAAGGGAAUCAUAUCCAAAUGCCAUGUGUGUUAUCGCCACAAUCCUCAACCGGUGAGUCAAUACAUGGGAGAUUUGCCGAAUUAUCGAAUCACUCCAGCUCCAGUAUUUUCGAACACGGGAGUCGACUAUGCAGGUCCAAUUUACCUCAAGGAAGCAGGAAGAAAAACCGUAGUGUAUAAGGCGUACAUAUGUGUUUUUAUUUGUAUGGCCACCAAGGCAAUCCAUCUGGAAGUGGUGUCAAAUCUAACAGCUGGAAAUUUUAUCGCUGCUCUACAGCGGUUCAUUAGCCGACGAGGAAUUGUUUCCAAUAUGUUCUCCGAUAAUGGCACUACGUUCGUUGGCGCAAAUCAUGAGUUGGCAGACCUACGUCGACUCUUCGAAGACCAGGCACACCAGAGGAAGUUGCAUGAUUUCUGUGCCUCGAAGGGAAUCCAAUGGCACUUCAUCCCACCACGCAGCCCCCACUUUGGCGGUAUCUGGGAGGCUGGAGCGAAGCACCAUUUGAAGCGAGUUGUUGGUGAAACCAAAUUGACUUUCGAGGAGAUGUCAACAUUCUUGACGCAAUGUGAAGCAAUUCUGAACAGUCGACCACUUAUUCCGGUUUCCAACGAUCCAAACGACAUCGAAGUGCUGACACCGUCACACUUUCUCAUCCAGAGAUCGGCUUUGAGCAUUCCAGAGCCAUCGUACAAUGAACUGAAGGUUGGUCGACUCAGUCGUUGGCAACAUGUGCAGCUGAUGAAGGAACAUUUUUGGAAGCGCUGGUCGACUGAAUAUUUGCACCAUCUUCAAUCUCGACCCAAGUGGCAUACUACAACGAACAUCGAAAUAGGUAGCUUGGUAGUAUUGAAGGACGAGAACACACCGCCUUUCCAAUGGUGUAUGGGACGUAUCGUGGCAACUCAUCCAGGAACGGAUGGAAUAGUUCGGGUAGUUACUAUCAAGACGGUCGCAUCAGAGUUUCGACAAUCUGUUACGAAGAUUUGUUUGCUUCCGUCUGUUGAUCCUGAGGACUCAACGGGGGGAGUAUAA
Armigeres subalbatus is the source of this 2343-nucleotide messenger RNA. RefSeq lists its product as uncharacterized. The record is from RefSeq and is a predicted model, not a curated record. NCBI's taxonomy places the organism in Eukaryota, Metazoa, Arthropoda, Insecta, Diptera, Culicidae. Gene Ontology annotation, biological process: DNA integration. The transcript is spliced from 3 exons. Bases 1 to 2343 code for a protein of 780 amino acids. Gene Ontology annotation, molecular function: nucleic acid binding.